Molecule: messenger RNA, 3219 nt
Organism: Kazachstania africana CBS 2517
Lineage: Eukaryota; Fungi; Ascomycota; Saccharomycetes; Saccharomycetales; Saccharomycetaceae
Exons: 1
Coding region: 1-3219 (1072 amino acids)
Source: RefSeq, a predicted model, not a curated record
AUGAUUUUCUACAAAAUUUUAGCAAUUCCUCUAUUGCUUUGUUUGCAUCUGGCAACCGUGGCCAGAGCUACCAUUACAUACACAGGCGAUUCUGUCAUACAAGGUUCGACGUAUUACUUUGAGCCUGUUUAUGUGGAAUCUACAUCUAUUAUUGUCAUCAAGUCUGGUUUGUUUCACUAUUUCUGGAGUACAUUAAGGGUCUAUGGUAGUCUUUAUAUUUGCGAGACUAGUAGUUUAGAUCUUGGUAUGACGAUCAGUCUCAAAAGUGACUAUUACAAUUAUGGGAAUACUGUAAUCGAUGACACCAGCGGUCUUUCAGGCGGUUCCGUGACCUUUUCCGGUACCAAUUGGGAGAAUUACGGGAACGUGUGGUUUGCAGGUAAAUAUACUUUGGUAGGCUCAGUCAGUUUUGAAAUUUCUAGUUCAAAUAUACUUAACAGCGGACUUUUAUCCGUAUCACAGGCAAGCUAUAGUUCGGGUGCUGUAUUUAACUUGGGUUCAUCAUCUUCAACGUUGGAGAAUAAUGGAACAAUUUGUGCUACUCAGCUUACACUUUCUCCGGAAACUACUAUACAAGGUAGCGGCUGCAUCACACUUAAUAAUGAUGCUGUUCUAAGUAUAAGCAACAUCAAAUCAUAUCCGUUGACAAAUCAAACCAUUUACAUGAAGAAUUCAACAUCUAGUAUCUACAUCACUCAUAGAUCGACCACCCAAAGCUUAGUGGUUCGGGGUUUUGGUGAUAGCAACACCAUUCAGUUAAGUACUUCCAUCGACUCGUAUUCGUAUGACUCAUCUAGUGGUAUACUUGAGGUUAUAUCAACUUCGCUACUCACGACGCUGACCCUUAACAUAGAUAUAGGAACUGGAUACAAUUUGAAUUAUCUUUCCACAUCAGCUAGUGGUCUUCUUACUGGCAAAGAUACAAUAAGUUACUCUGCCGCAGCUCCUGAUACCUCCGUUCCAAGUAGCUGUACCGAAUGCACCGAAAUACCAUCAUGCGACUCUAUUGAUUAUUCGUCGUAUAGCACGUUGUCAAAUACAUUCACUGCAUCCGAUGAUGGAAGCUCUACAACAUACGAUCUGUCUUCCUCCACUUAUUAUUCUAGUUCAUUGCAAGAAACCUACACCACCGAUAUCUCGACAUUCAGUUCUCCAAACUCUACAAUGUCUGCAUCUUCCUCCUACAGCGACAUAUCUAGCUGGUUGGAACAGUCCUACAGUAGCAGCAGUUCUAUUUACACUACUAAAUCCUCUUCUGUGAGUGAAUCAAAAUCCACUACUACCAUCACUUCGGGCUCUACUACUUACACUGCGGUCAUCUCUGAUUACACAACCACUGACUCUGCUGGAUCUACGUACACUACUCAAUCCACCAUCACCACAGAUGAUGUAGAUGUUGGAUCUACGUACACUACUCAAUCCACCAUCACCACAGAUGAUGUAGAUGCCAUGUCCAAGUACACUACUACCAUCACUUCGGGCUCUUCCACUUACACUGCGGUCAUCUCUGAUUACACAACCACUGACUCUGCUGGAUCUACAUACACUACUCAAUCUACCAUCACCACAGAUGAUGUAGAUGCUGAGUCCAAGUACACUACUACCAUCACUUCGGGCUCUUCCACUUACACUGCGGUCAUCUCUGAUUACACAACCACUGACUCUGCUGGAUCUACGUACACUACUCAAUCCACCAUCACUACAGAUGAUGUAGAUGCUGAGUCCAAGUACACUACUACCAUCACUUCGGGCUCUUCCACUUACACUGCGGUCAUCUCUGAUUACACAACCACUGACUCUGCUGGAUCUACGUACACUACUCAAUCCACCAUCACCACAGAUGAUGUAGAUGCUGAGUCCAAGUACACUACUACCAUCACUUCGGGGUCUACUACUUACACUGCGGUCAUCUCUGAUUACACAACCACUGACUCUGCUGGAUCUACGUACACUACUCAAUCCACCAUCACUACAGAUGAUGUAGAUGCUGAGUCCAAGUACACUACUACCAUCACUUCGGGUUCUACUACUUACACUGCGGUCAUCUCUGAUUACACAACCACUGACUCUGCUGGAUCUACGUACACUACUCAAUCCACCAUCACCACAGAUGAUGUAGAUGUUGGAUCUACGUACACUACUCAAUCCACUAUCACCACAGAUGAUGUAGAUGCCAUGUCCAAGUACACUACUACCAUCACUUCGGGCUCUUCCACUUACACUGCGGUCAUCUCUGAUUACACAACCACUGACUCUGCUGGAUCUACGUACACUACUCAAUCCACCAUCACCACAGAUGAUGUAGAUGCUGAGUCCAAGUACACUACUACCAUCACUUCGGGCUCUUCCACUUACACUGCGGUCAUCUCUGAUUACACAACCACUGACUCUGCUGGAUCUACGUACACUACUCAAUCCACCAUCACCACAGAUGAUGUAGAUGCUGAGUCCAAGUACACUACUACCAUCACUUCGGGCUCUUCCACUUACACUGCCACAGUCUCUGAUUACACAACGACUGACUCCGCUGGAUCUACUUACACUACGCAAUCUACCAUCACCACAGAUGAUGUCGAUGCUGAGUCCAAGUACACUACUACCGUCACUUCGGGCUCUUCCACUUACACUGCCACAGUCUCUGAUUACACAACCACUGACUCUGCUGGAUCUACGUACACUACGCAAUCUACCGUCACCACAGAUGAUGUAGAUGCUGAGUCCAAGUACACUACUACCAUCACUUCGGGCUCUUCCACUUACACUGCGGUCAUCUCUGAUUACACAACCACUGACUCUGCUGGAUCUACGUACACUACUCAAUCCACCAUCACUACAGAUGAUGUAGAUGCUGAGUCCAAGUACACUACUACCAUCACUUCGGGUUCUACUACUUACACUGCGGUCAUCUCUGAUUACACAACCACUGACUCUGCUGGUUCGUUUUACACAACUGCAUCAACCGUGAUUAUUGAAGAAAUUGAGUCGGGAAUCGGAAAUGAAGUCGUUUAUGGCUCUUACGCUACUACGCCUACAAUUGCUACCUCUACAAAGGCUCUUUCUGUUAUUACGAAAGAUCAGGCAACAUCUACUUCUGCAACCCCUGGUAAUACGGCCACCUUUACUUCUUACGAAGGAUCUGGUAAUUCCUUGAAGGGAUUUUCAUUAAACCGCUAUUUCACUAUUGUGGUGGUUUCUUUAUUAAAUUUUUUCCUAAUUUAA